UGGAGAGAGAGGAGAGAGAGCGGAGAGAGAGGGGAGAGAGAGGGGAGAGAGAGGCUUCUGCUGCUGCUGCUGCUGCAGAGACAGUAUCGUCCCUCUCCGCGUCUCCGACUCGCUGAGGAAGGGGGACAGGGAACCCUCGCUCCCAACUCCUCGUCAUCCUGAGACAGGAGAGCCACCAUGAAUCCCGGCCACCACCAUCGCACGCCACGUCUGCUGCCACUGCUCCUCCUGCUGCUUUUGGUGCUCCUCCUGUCUCUGCUGUGCGGGGCUCAGCGGACCCCUCGCCCGCGGACCGGUCCCGCCAAGAAAGCCCAACAGCAGCAGCAGAAACAACAGCAGCAGAAGCAGCAGCAGCAGAAGCAGCAGCAAGAACAGCAGCAGAAGCAGCAGCAGCAAGCAGAGGAGGAGGAGGACGUGGGAGCGGGCCCUCUGCUCUACUUUGGGCCGCAGUUCUACUCGGACUGCCCCCGCGAGUGUUUCUGCUCGCCAGACUUCUCGACGGCACUGAACUGCGAGAGCCGGAGGCUGAGCGCCGUGCCCGGCCUCCCGAACCGCACGCAGCACCUCUACCUGCAGCACAACCGCAUCUCGGCGGUACCCCUCGAGCCUUUCCAGAACGCCAGCGAACUGCGGUGGCUCAACCUGAACCGCAACAAGAUCGCCAGCAACAAGGUGGCCAAGAACGUCUUCUCCAAGAUGAAGAACCUGCUGCACCUCUACAUGGAACACAACGACCUGAAGGAGCUGCCCUUCCCGCUCCCCAGCAGCCUGCAGCAGCUAAAGCUUGCGCACAACCGCAUCGCGCGGCUGCCGGGUGCCGCCUUCAACAAGCUCCCGAACCUCCUCCUUCUCGACCUGAGCUCCAACCAGAUCCAGGACGGCGCCCUCUCGGGCGAGAUCUUCCGCGGCCUGAAGGGUCUCAUCCAGCUGAACCUCUACAAGAACAAGAUCACCAAGAUGCCACCGCAGCUGCCCCGGGGACUCUACCAGCUCUUCCUGGAAAGGAACUCCAUCGCCGAGAUCCCCGAGAGCUACUUCGACACACUCGAUCACAUCUUCUCCAUCCGCCUCACCUUUAACAAGCUCACCGACUCGGGCCUGCCUAGGAGCAUCUUCAACAUCUCCACGCUGCUCGAGCUCUCGCUGGGACACAACGGGCUGACGCGCGUGCCCCUCUUCACCCCGCGCCUCGAGCACCUCCACCUCGACCACAACCACAUCAAAGCGUGGAACGUGUCCGAGGUGUGUGACGUUCGCAACCCGAUCCCGGCGGCGGGGCCCGCGCGCCUCCGCUACCUGCGCCUCGACGACAACGAGCUGAGGGCCCUGAGCACCACCGAGAUCAUCAUCUGCUUCCCGCUCCUCCACGCCUUCAUGAUCUGACGAGGUGACGCGAGCUCACCGCCACCAUUAAUAUCGUCAUCACAAAUCAAGGUCGUCGUCAUCCUCAUCAUCGUGAACAUAAUGAUGAUCACCCAUAUCAUCAUCACGAAUCAAGAUCAUCAUCAUGAUCGUCGCAAUGGUUAUAGCGAGAUGACCACCGAUAUAAUCUGAGUGAUUUAAAGAGGACAGCUUGUCACGAGGUUAUUGAUCAUCAUCAUCACCAGGCCACCAUCACUCUGAGAGUUCGUCACCACCAUCACCACGAGGUCGUCGUCUUCUCCUUCUUCAUCACCACCACCACCAACAUCACGGGGAGGUAUCGCAAAACUAACGCCUCUCGUUUCUCCUCAAUUGGCUCCCCCCCAUCGCCUCCGUAUGAGUUGUUCGGCUUACAGAGGGGUAAGAGGUGCAGCCCAGCAGCUGCUUUGGCCUCCCCCCUUCCAUGCUGUGGUUCUCCACGUCUCGGCGUGAGACCCCCCCCCCCCCCCACAAAAGAAAAAUCCCACACCUCCGAUUAGCACGGUCGGCUAUGUACGGUGGCAAAGAAGUUCAACGUACAUCAACAUACGUGCGUCUGUGGCCAACACCGUCUGCGCGUGUGGCAUUGAGAGAACAAAAUGUAGAAAUAUAAUGGGCAACGUUUCGGGCAAUGGGCCCCCCCGCCCCUUCUUCACAGCGCGUGGAUAGAGUGGAUGAGUUGGAGACUUGUUUACACCACGCGGAGGUGGUGGGGGGCAGGGCUGAUAACAAUCAUAUUCGAGACGUCUUUACUGACGAUGAGCGGUUUGUAAAUUGGACAUAGGAAGAGUUACGCGAAUAGAGUAAUAGUUAGAGUAAUCGUUAUAAUGAUAGCAAUAAUAGGAAUAGUUAGAGGCAUAAAAUAGAGUCAUAGUUACGCAAAUAGAGUGGCUAUUGAGUAGCAAACACCUUGAAUAAUCAGAAACCUAUUAAAACCAAAUACACUCAUUCAUGCUAAAAGUGUAUGUGCUAUGAAGGGCUGCUGCUCGAAACGUCGUCUAUUCUAUUUCCCCCCAUUUAAGACGACGCACGCACGGGGUCUAAUGACGAAAGCGAUGGUUGUUAAUCUCACGAUGAUUGAGAUACUGGCGACCCAGAUGUGGUGAUAUCAUGACAAUGUUCAUAAUGGUGAUAGUGUAAUACGAUGGAGAUUAUGUAAAUCAUGACGGAUGAUCAUGGCGAUCAUGAUUAUAAACAUGGCGAUCAUCAUGAUUGUAAUCAUGGCGAUCAUGAUUGUAAACGUGGCGAUCAUGAUUGUAAUCAUGGCGAUCAUCAUGAUUGUAAUCAUGGCGAUCAUCAUAUCAUGAUUGUAAUCAUGGCUAUCAUCAUGAUUGUAAUCAUGGCGAUCAUGAUUGUAAUCAUUGCGAUCAUGAUUGUAACCGUGGCGAUCAUCAUGAUUGUAACCGUGGCCGAUGCGCUAUAAUGGGCCACUGCCCGAAACGUUGCCCAUUAUAUAUUUCCCCUCCUGAAGACCCCCACACGCACACGGCGGUGGUGGUGUUGACACGGAACGCGCCGAGUCGUUGUUGGCUGUCCUUGUGCACCACUGCCAAUAAUCACAAGGUCAACAUCAUCACAGUCGUCAACAUCAUCAUUACCGUAAUCACCACCACCACCACCAUCAUCAUCUCGCUGUCUCGCCUGUCCCUGUGUCGACUGUCCUGACCUCAGGUCGCCUCUUAAAAACUCUUCAACGGUUCGAAUCCAAAUUUGAAUGUCACCAGAAUCAUUCUCAUCCUCCUGCUCGUCCCAUCGCCAUUGCAACCACUCCACCCUUCGUCCCGACCAUAACCCAAACCACUACUCGUUACGCACGCCCACGGUCCCGUGUGUUACCACCUCUCCGUUGAAUUGAUUUGAACUUUGUUUAAAUGUGUGUAACGGCUUUCCUACGCACACGUGGCGACGACGUUUACACGCCACGCGGGUGAGGAUGGCUCUCCUCGAUCUCUCUUUGUCCAUCUCUGUAUCUCUAUCAAUUUAUAUCUCUGCAUAUCUCUCUCUCGCAUAACCUCCCCCCCCCAGGCCCGCCGCAUGAGCGUGCGAGGCGUCGUCUUCGUCGGUGCGCUCGUUUAUCUCGGUGCUUGAUUAUUUGUUUACUAAGUUUUAGCGCAGGGGUGGGGGAAGCCAAACCGUGACGUCACCUCACACGACCCGUGACGUCACCUCACACGACCCGUGACGUCACCUCACACGACCCGUGACGUCACCUCACACGACCCGUGACGUCACCUCACACGACCCGUGACGUCACCUCACACGACCCGUGACGUCACCUCACACGACCCGUGACGUCACCUCACACGACCCGUGACUUCCACAUGUUCCACAGCCGCUGAAGGGCCCACCACUUUGAUAUUUAUCUAUCGCCGCAAGUCGCAACUUUUCCGCGCUCACCGGGAUCGAGAGGGGGAAUAAUUUCCACCUCAAAUUCUGGUGUCGUGCCCGGCCACGUCGCCCAUCACUGCAAGGGGCCUCCUCCUCCUCGCAACUCCUCGGGGGUGGACGCGCACGCUUCACCCUGUGACCGUCUGGCCAACGGGCAAGAGGCACGGAGGCCGGGCGACACUUGAGCCAUGGCCAGACGUCCACGCUUGCGCAGCCACCACGAAGCGGUUUGCAGGAAAGGGCCCCUCAAGCCCCACCCCUGGUUUAGGUAAAGAGCUGUCGCCGCGUCGGUUUGGGCACGCCCAGGCCACCCUCUCGUAUGGUGCUUUACAAAAUAAAACGUAUCGGAAAUCAA
Molecule: messenger RNA, 4144 nt
Organism: Lethenteron reissneri (Far Eastern brook lamprey)
Lineage: Eukaryota; Metazoa; Chordata; Hyperoartia; Petromyzontiformes; Petromyzontidae
Product: keratocan-like
Molecular function (GO): protein binding
Source: RefSeq, a predicted model, not a curated record